This is a messenger RNA of Ruditapes philippinarum (Manila clam), 5485 nucleotides long. RefSeq names its product serine/threonine-protein kinase PRP4 homolog. Gene Ontology annotation, biological process: peptidyl-threonine phosphorylation; peptidyl-serine phosphorylation; mRNA cis splicing, via spliceosome. Gene Ontology annotation, molecular function: protein serine/threonine kinase activity; ATP binding. The coding region runs from base 12 to 4064 and encodes 1350 amino acids. The transcript is spliced from 15 exons. The record is from RefSeq and is a predicted model, not a curated record. NCBI's taxonomy places the organism in Eukaryota, Metazoa, Mollusca, Bivalvia, Venerida, Veneridae.
CCAAAUCGAAGAUGGACCUCGGAUCGAAAAACGAAGAAUAUUUUCAUAUAAUUUCAAGUGACAGUGAGGAAGAUGUGAGGUCAUCAUCUAAAAAUAGAAAAGAUAAAAAGAAACACAAGAAACAUAAGCAUAAGCACAAGCAUGAUAAGACGUCAGACAAACACAGACAUAAACACAAGAGGAGAAAAACAAGAGACAAUAGAUCAGAUGAAGAGAACGAGUAUAUAAAUGAAUCAAAACGUCGCAAGAUGGGGAAUGAAUCUGAACUUGGUAAUGAGGCGGGUUUUGAAGAAUCUGAUUUAGAGAAAUUGGAAGCUGCAAGGGCAGCUCUCAGGGCAGAGUUGAAUGGUGUCUCCGAUGAUAGGUACGAUGCUCUGUUAGAGGAGCAGUAUAAUGCUCUAAGUGCUCAAUUAAAGGAGUAUUCCGACCAGCAGGCUGACUCUGGUAAUGAAAGACCUGAAAAAUAUGAUGAUCACAUUGAAUCUGCAGAUUUCUUUCGACCAGAGUUACAACUUGCUAUAACUAUUAAAGGUGAUUCCCGCGAUGAAAGCCGGUCUGUUGCUGGAAGAGGAGCAAGUGGAAGCUCCAAACGAAAUAGGAACUAUAGAGAAGAAACAAGUAGAUCUCAGGGUGACUUUGGUGAUAGUAACGUAGAUGUUGUAGGGAUGAAUAAAUCCACAUCAAUCAAUCUGAUUGCAGAUUAUGGCUCCAAUGAAAACAGUGAUUCAGAAGAGGAAGGGGAAAUAGGUCAUGAAGAAGUUGGUAAAGAUGACCUAGCUGAUGAACUUUUAGAAUAUGCUAUGAAUGAAGAUGAAUAUGCAAGAAAGUAUAGACCUGAAAGUUCUGGCCAUAGAAAAGAGGAAACAUUUAAAAGCUUUGAAAGAGAAUAUGAAGAAAUACGGAAAAGGAGAGAGAGAGAAAAAGAAAAGAAAAAAGAACGUGAAAGAAAGGAAAAGGAAAGAGCUGAAAGAAAAGAAAAAGAAAGAAGGAAAGAAAAAGAAAAGAAAGAGGCACGAAGAAAGGAGAAGGAAGAUGCCAGAAGACAAAAAGAAAGCCAAAGAGCAGCAGAGAAAAUAGCUGAAAGAGAAAAGGAAAGAUCAAGAUCGAAGUCAAGAAAUGUUGAUUCCCGUCAGGAAUUUCACGAGGAAAGGAGGAGAGAGUCUCGUCUUGAAGAUCAUCGUAGAACUGAGAGUUAUCAACGUUUGGAGGAUCGCCACAGAAUGGAGGAUCUACGAAGACAAGAGGAUAGGGAGAGUAGGAUGAGAGAUAGGGAGAGAGAUAUAAACAGGGGUCGUGACCUGCCAAGAGACCCUAGAAGAGACAGAAGUUCUUCCCGUGGAUGGCGAAGGUCAAGAGAUCGACAGAUCAGUCCACAAAGGCGCGGUCAAGGUCGACGGUCAAGGUCACGAGAUAGAAGAAGUAGGUCACGGGAUCGUAAGAAACAAGAAGAUCAAGAUAAGUUUAAAGGCAGUUUGUCAGAGGGUUUGUUUGUACAGAAGGAGCAGUCUUCUGAUGAGGAAGUUGUUGACGUUGAUCCAGAUGAAGAAGAAGAUGAAGAGACGUUAAUUGAAAGGCGAAGAAAAGAAAGAGAAGCGCUUUUACAGAAACUAAAGCAAAGUGAAGAUCCAGAGAUUAAGCCACAGUCAAAUUUAGUGAACCAGUCUGUAGAAGAGACUGAAGAAACGCAAAACCAGUCCACAGGUAUUAUCAUAGACAUGGGACCAGUCCAGCCCACACAGCAGCAACAACAACAACAAGUUUCAGAUAUACCAUUUGAAGGUCCACAAAGUCCAGAUGCCCCCGCUAGUCCCCAGAUAUCGACCAGUGACAGUUCAAGCAGCUCAUCAUCAUCUUCAUCAUCAUCGUCAUCAUCAUCUGAUCAUAGUGAUACUGAAAAAAUGGAUAGACAAAAACUUGAUAAUAAGAAGAAAAAUGAAAGAAAAAUGAAAAUUCCAGAUGAAGAUGUAGAUAAGAAACCUUUGGAUAGAGAUUCGAGUUAUAGAACUAAAGUGUCAAGUGAGAGUGAAGAUCUUUAUAGGGAAGGUAGCAAAGAGAAAUAUAUAAGUGGAAGAAAAGAAAGGAAAGAUGAAGAAAGUGAUAAAAGUAAAAAGAAUGUUAAAGACAAUAGGAAACUGGAGAAGAAAAAUAAUGACAGUGAAGAAGAGUUAAGACAAAGGAUUAUGAAUAGAAUGAAAAAUGGGAGUAAGGAGACUAGCAGAAAUGAUGAAAGUGAUGAUGAAAGGAAAGAUAGAAAGAAGGACAAAAAAGGUGAUGAUAAGAGUGAAAGAAGAAGGAAGAGAGAUAGUAGUGAAGAGCUUGAGAAAAGUUAUAAAAAGAUUGAAAAGAAGAAAGAGAAGAGAAGAGAGGGUUCACGGCAUGAGAGAAGUGAUGGGCGAGAUGAUUCAAGGAGGAAGAAGUAUGAUGAUGAUUAUUCAUCAGAUAGCAGUGAUAAAAGAAAACAAGAAAGAUAUAGACGAGGGGAGCGUACGAAAUCAAGAAGAGAUGGUGAUGAAGAUCGGUAUGAUAGCAAAAGAAGAAGCAGGAGAUACGAUGAUGAUGAUUAUUAUAAAAAAGACAGUCGAAAUAGGGACAGAAAAAGAACUUCUAAACGUUACAGUAGUUCUAGUGAAGAUGAAGAUAGGUCAAAUGAUAGGACUAAUAGAGGGAAAUCAGGUUCUAGAAAAGAUAAAGAAAGGUCCGAGCGAAGUAGUGAACGCAGUGAUAAAAAUAAAACAAAGGAGAAAUCUGAUAAGGAGGUUGAAGAGAAAAGUGAAGCUGUGGAAAGUGGUAAAGAUCUGAAGAUAUAUGAUAAUCUAGAAGAUGAAAAUACAACUGAUUUUGAAGAGACUGUAAAACAGAAACGAUUGUCCCUAGAAGGAUUUGAUGAAGAAGAGAGUAAGGAUGGUGAAGGAAAAGAAAAGUCGUCUAAAUGUGUGGACAUGUUCUCAGAAGAUGCAGAUAUGUUCUCUGAGAACUACAAUUCCCCAAACUUGUCAGCUUACAAGACAGGGAAGAAUGAGAACCCAACAUUGAUGGACAACUGGGAUGAUGCUGAAGGCUAUUAUAGGGUUCGUAUUGGUGAGAUAUUAGAUAAACGAUACACUGUGUAUGGAUAUACCGGACAAGGAGUGUUCAGUAAUGUUGUAAGGGCAAGAGACCAGGCUCGUGGGAAUCAAGAAACUGCGAUCAAGAUUAUUAGGAACAAUGAAAUGAUGCAUAAAACUGGUUUAAAAGAGUUGGAGUUUUUGCGUAAGUUGAACGAUGCUGACCCAGAUGACAAAUUCCAUUGUCUGCGACUGUACAGACAUUUCUUCCAUAAAAACCACCUGUGUCUAGUGUUUGAGUCUUUAAGUAUGAAUCUACGUGAGGUGAUGAAGAAAUAUGGGAAGAAUAUUGGUCUUCACAUCAAAGCUGUGAGAAGUUAUUCACAACAGUUACUGAUGGCACUCAAACUUCUGAAGAAAGCCAGCCUGCUACAUGCUGACAUUAAACCUGAUAAUAUUCUGGUAAAUGAUUCGAAGUUACUGUUGAAACUUUGUGACUUUGGUUCAGCAUCGCAUGUGUCCGAGAAUGAUAUAACACCGUACCUGGUCAGUCGAUUCUACCGAGCACCGGAAAUUAUCAUGGGAAAUGGUUACGACCAUGCCAUUGAUAUGUUUUCUGUUGGCUGCACAAUCUAUGAACUUUAUACGGGGAAGAUUUUGUUCCCAGGGACGUCAAACAACGAGAUGUUGAAGUUUAUGAUGGACGUGAAAGGGAAGAUACCAAAUAAAGUAAUACGUAAGAGUAUGUUUAGGGAUCAACAUUUUGAUACAAAUUUCAAUUUCCUAUAUCAUGAAGUGGAUAAAGUUACACACAGGGAUAAAAUUACUGUAUUAAGUACGAUAUCUCCAUCCCGAGAUUUGUUGGCGGAACUUGUUGGGUACCAGCGAUUGCCGGAGGACCAAAUGCGCAAAGUUAAACAACUGAAAGACUUGUUAGAAGGAAUUUUAAUGCUCGAUCCAGGCAAGAGGAUUUCAAUCAAUGCAGCCCUCGCUCAUCCCUUUAUACAGGAAAAGAUAUAAAGGGAGACAAUUCUGAUUGACUACAGACUGAGUUAGAGAACUUGGUAGGAAUUAUAUAUAUUUAUGUACAUAUGAAAUAUAUAUAAUAUACUUACAUUGUGAUUUUGCAAAUUGUUUAAAAAACAUAAAGGAACAUAUUUUGGUCUUCUAAUUGUUUAAGGUGACAGUUUGUCAACUUUCUUUUCUUUUUUUUUUUCGUUAAGGUAUUGAUUUUUUUUUAAAUUGGAAAAGUGUGAUUCAAAUAUUCAUGGAUAUACUGUAGGUAAUGUAUGUUUUUGUUUGUUUAUGUUUUAUCAAGUAGAAAAAUAAAGAGGAUUUUAUUAUGAUUCAUAAUAUUUGUAACUUCAGAUGAUAAAUUAUGUGUACAAAUUUACAUUUUGAUGCUCAUUGAUUUAUAUAUUAAGGUAUUUUAAUUUUGAAGUUAGCAUUAAGCAUAUUGUUUUCAAGUACUUAUUAUAUUCCAAUGUAUUUUUGUUCUGUUUUUGAUGAAUUAUGUUUUGAUUUGGGUACAAGUUUUCACCUUGAAUUUGCGCACAAAUUGUAAAUGGUUAAUUUACUAUGUUUACAGAUUUAUUCUCAGAAUUACCAUGACGACCUGUUCUUCAAAAACUUGUAUUCCUGAUAAUGUGAGAAAAGAUAAGUGCAAAACGAAAACCAUUUAAAACACACAAACAAAUAUGAAUGAAUUAAAAAACAUUUUUACAGAUAUUGGUUUUUAUGUUUGCAUAUAGAAAUAUUUUUAAUGAUCUUUCAGUGAAGGUGAAAAAAAUAAUUAUAGAAAUAAAAAAUUUAAAAUCUUAACGAUAAAGUAAAAGAAAAUUUUUUUAUAUUAAUUUGUUAGUGUUUAAAGUAUUUAUUGUAUAAACAUAUACAGAAUGAGAUUUUAUAAUCGCAGUUUAGAAACCAUAAUUACAUGUGAAUAUAUAAAUAAAAUGUUAGGCUUGAAAAUAUUUCACAAAUAUUCACGGCUCUCUGUUAGAUUUUUUCUUUGUGUUAUUUUGUUAAACACUACAUAGGAGAAACAUGUAUAAUUCUAAUUUCUGAUGCUAUUUUUGCAUACUACUGAAGAUUGUAAGAAAGAAAUCACUCAAAGAUAUAUGUUUGUAUAAUAUGUUGAUAUUUUAUGCAGGUACAUUUGAAGAUGGGGGAUAUUUUGAAAUCCUUGGUACAGAAACAGUUUUACUUUGUCUUGGUAAUCUAUUUUUCUAUUGUGAGUGAAUAUUUUUGUGGUGCCGAUAUUUUGUAAAUCAGUGUUUUAAUUAUAUACAGUUUAUGAAAAUAACUCCAUAUGGACAGUUUAAAUGAAGAAUUAUGACAUUUUAAUAGAAUGAUUGAUGUAUGAAUGAAAUUUUUUAGAAAACUUGAAUUUUUUCUGUAUUUCUUUUCUCUCUUUUGGAAAAUAAAGUACUGUAUAAAUUUUA